Molecule: messenger RNA, 450 nt
Organism: Didymodactylos carnosus
Lineage: Eukaryota; Metazoa; Rotifera; Eurotatoria; Philodinida; Philodinidae
Source: the annotation of a GenBank genome assembly
AUGGACUCAACGAGCCAACUGGGGGAAAAUAUGGAUACAGUAACUCUACGUCAACAUGUUCUCAUUAAUCAAGUGGCAGCUGCAACAGGAUCUGAACAUGAUAUAGCCAAACAUUUAUUACAAGCAACUGAUUGGAGACUAGAAGCUGCACUGUCUUUAUUUUUUCAAGAUCGAACUGUGCCAAUACCAUGUAAAUUAUUUUGUCCAGAUCUAAUGACUCCCCAACCUGCAAAUACACCAGCAACACCGCCAAACUUUCCUGAAACUUUAUUAGCUUUUAGUAAAUUAUCUGCGUCUCUAUCAGACAAUAACUAUUCUCAACAACAAACUCAACGAUUAAAUGGAUCUCAAUUAUCUUCUAGUCCAAUAAAUGCCAUGACGAUGAUUAAUGAUUCAAGUGCGUCUCUAUUUGGUACAUUAAACAAUUCAACAACAGCAACAACAAGAUAA